Mytilus trossulus (common blue mussel) is the source of this 4026-nucleotide messenger RNA. RefSeq lists its product as uncharacterized. The coding region runs from base 172 to 2310 and encodes 712 amino acids. The record is from RefSeq and is a predicted model, not a curated record. The transcript is spliced from 12 exons. Gene Ontology annotation, molecular function: 2',3'-cyclic GMP-AMP binding; cyclic-di-GMP binding. Gene Ontology annotation, cellular component: autophagosome; endoplasmic reticulum membrane. Lineage: Eukaryota; Metazoa; Mollusca; Bivalvia; Mytilida; Mytilidae. Gene Ontology annotation, biological process: signal transduction; innate immune response; activation of innate immune response.
UAAUUUCAAAGCGAAAGCUGGGAAGCAUUAUUUCAUCAUGUUCAUUAUUAUCUGAGUAAGCGUAACAAAGGUAGAUUAGAUGCAAACUUUGACAUUGUCACUGCAGAAAAAUAACAGGACCACAUACAUUUAACGUUCUGUUCUUUACCUGGAAGUAGAUAAAGUAAAAGAAUGGCAGAUAAUACUUCCGGAUACUUCAUAUCUCAUAGCAAUAAAUUUGAAGACCGUUAUCUGGUAAAUGAUGUAGUUAUUCCAAAACUAAAAGAAAAAGGUAUAAAUAUUUAUGAACAGGCGGACCUACAACCAGGGACACAUGUCUUACCAGCCAUUACAGGCUUGGUAGAUAAAGCAGACAAAACCUUGCUGUUUAUCUCAGAAAAUUCCUUAAGCAGUUCAUGGUGUUCAUUUGAGCUGCUGAUUAGUUUAGAGAAAUCUCAGAGGACCAACAGACUUGCAGUUGUUUUAUUACUUCAUAAAAUAGAAGAGUCACAGCUUCCACAUAUUGCAGUUCUUCAAGAAGCUCGUAAAAUACACUUUGAUGAAGAGAAUGAUGAAUGGGUGAGAGAGGUAGUAGAGGGAUUAAGAGAAACAAAGACAAUUGGUGAUAUCAUGCCUGCUGGAAAUGUUGCCCAUGGAUUAGUCUGGUCACAUUAUGCAGGAUUUCUACAGUAUGUCUUGCCUGAACUGGAAAAAACAGUGAAAGAGUCUGAAUGGUACAAUAAUUUGACUGAAGAAUUUCGAAACAAAGUAUCCUGUAAAUUAUAUGAAGUAGUGCCAAGGACUUGUGAUGUUAAAUAUGAUAUACCAAACGAAGAUAACAACAUCAAGUAUGUUACAACAUUUAAACUAGAGACCUGGAGAAGUGGAAAUUACAGAAAUAUGUAUCUAAAAAUGUACAGUAUUACCAUUGAAGAAGAGACUUAUUACUGUAUGUGUGAGUUUCCUAGUGUGAUUGGUACAAUGAAAGUAAUGGAGGACAAGCAUUUGGCCAGAUUUUCUCCCACAUACCCAGGAGGAGUCGGAGAAGAAAGCUCCACAACUGCUGCUCAAUUUACCACUCAAGACAAGAAGUUACAAUUAGGAAGAUUUUACUACACUAUGAAUUCUACUCUUAAUCAUUUUGAAGACUGUAAGGACACAGCUCGAGUAUUGCUAUUCAAUGAUGAAAAUAAGAAAAAUAAACUUUCAAAAGUUUUGAUGGAUGCCAUAAAAAAAGACUUAAAAGAAGAAAAUUUUCAGGAAAAGAAAUUUAAGGAAGGUAUUCAGCCUCCACAGAUUGACAGGUUAGAGUCUGAAGAAGAACUAAAGUAUGAAUAUCAAGUGUAUGUUGCUCGUACAGACCACAAAGAUGAUAGGUCAAAGGCACAGCAGAUAAUGAACCAUUUUAGGAAAAUGGGGAUUGCAGAUAGUGAUAUAUUGGAUGCUGAUUCAUUUUUAGCAGGGUCUACAUGGUCUGAACAACUAAAGGCAGCCUCAAAUAAAUGUAGAUGGUUUAUUUUUCUUUUGACCAAAAAUGCUCUUCAAGAUCAGUCCUUGAAUUAUAAUGUUAUAUCAGCACUGGGUGACAGCAUAUAUAGAAAAAAAGUUCGGGUCAUUCCUGUUGUGGACAGCUGUAAAAAUUUGUUAAUUCCUGAGGCACUGAGAUGGAUCACUUAUAUUCCAUUUGACAUAAGUGGUCGACAUUUGGAGAGUUUAUAUAGUAUUGUCAGUGGAAGAGAUAUUCCAAUGGAGACUCAGAUGAUACUGCCAGCAGGUGAUGUGGCCUAUGGUCUAGCUUGGGGAUAUGUCACAAAUUAUCUGAUGAAAGUUUUACCAGAGGUUUUAAAAGGAAUCAGUCCUGUAUUUACUGAAAAAGCAGUGAAAAACUUCAGAUGUCCUCACAAGCUGUUCAUAGUCAUUCCCAAAAGCUGUAGCGCAGGGGAUUUUUUGCAUGAUAAACAGAAUGACCCUGGAAGGAUUGAAAACUUUUCAAAAACUGCAGCUGUGUAUCCAUUUGGACCAGGUCGAGCAUUCAACUGUAAUAUCUAUAAAGUGUCACUAAGCAGUGUUAAUAUGAAUGAGGGAUUAUACUUUGUUGGGCAGUAUGCUGCACCUGUGACUUGCUUACAAGAAAUGAAAACAUGGACAAUUGCUGGAGUCAACCAGGAAACAAUGGUAAAAGAAGCAGAAAAUUUUUAUGGAAUUGUUAGUCAAUUGAUGAGAAAUGCAGUACCAGAAAAGGCUCAGUAUUGUGAAUUUAUUUACUAUGAUGAUAUGACAGAUUCCUUAGCAGAUAUAAUGGAGCAGAAAAUCCAGAGUAUGAAAGAUUGACAAUGAAGGUUUAUUGGACCUGUUAUCUAAGUCUUUUUUAUUGCAAUGUCCCAAAGCAUUACUGGUGAUAUGGAUAUCUCAUUUCUUGUACUUUGGACACAAUCCACUUGUAUGCUGAUCUCAGCUAAUCAUGCUUAUUAUGUGAUAAAUACUCAUCUGAUUUAUAUCAUUUGUGGCUCUUAGUUGUCUCAUUAUACCUAUGUUGUACAAUAAUCCAAGUUUGGUUUAGUUAAAUUUCAUACUUGAAAAAAAGUUUUUGAAGUGUAGAAAGAAAUAUUCCUUUACAAUUUUUAUAAGACAAAUCAGUAAUUCUAAAGUUGGUAAACAUUGGUCUACAAAACAAUUAAAACCUUUAACUUUAUUGAACAAUAACUUAUAAUAUCAACUUUUUAUUAUAAGUCCCAUUUUGUAUAGCACAUCUCCAAGCUAUAAGAAUUAAAAAGAACAGAAAAAGAGCACUUUUACAUACACGUAUAUUUUUUUUCCAUCUCACUUCAAUUGAUUAUAGCAACUUUGUUUAGUGAUACUUAUAGAUUAUCGGUGUUCAUCUCAACGAGAUUGAUUUUCUCGCUUGAGCCCGAACGGCGAAAGCGAGAAAGGCAAUCGAGAUGAGAUGAACAAUGAUAAUCUUUUUAUUGCUAUUUUACCUAUGACGACGUUGUCAAUUUCGUGUCAAUUUCAUGUCAAUUUCAUUAGCAACGCCACGUGUAUGCUUAGUUUCUAGCAAUAAUUUUCCAUCUCAAGCAAGUAGCAUGAUAUGAAAAUUAUCACAAAAAAAGAUCAAAGGAAAAAUGCACAAAAUAGCAAUAAAACAGGUUAAUGAUUAAAAGUGUCAGAUUUUCAUUGUACAUAGAUUAGUUAUAUGAAUUUGUAUACACUUGAUUUGAUUUUCCAUAGUUUUUUUUUAAAGAGUAAAGAUGUAUCAUGUUUUUAAACCCAACAAAAUAUUAUAUACUGUUAAUUAUGUAAAAAAAUACUUUAUAAUAAAUAAAAAGCCUCUUACUUCUGAAUUGGAUCAGUCAAUGAAAGAUUUGGUCAAUUACUUUAGCAUUUCAAGUUAAAACAGUCUGUUAGCUUAUCUCUAGUUCACUUCAUGUAUUUUUAAAUGCCAAAGAUGUUUAUUCAUACCCAUUUUUUAGAAUUUAUACCAAAUAGAAAUUUGUUUCAUCUUUUACUUGUUUUUUAAGUUUUUUUUUUACAUUUCCAAAUCAUUUCCAGGUUACUUAUUUCCCACUAGAUAGGAUUUGUUUCAAAAAUUUUGUAUUUUACAUACACAUAUAUUUUGUUUCCAUCUCAUUUCAAUUGAUUAUAUUGUUGUUGUUACUUUUGAAACAAGCUGCUGCUAAUACAGUUGUAUAUUUAAAGGUAUUUUUUGUUUAAAUUUGUUGUAUUUUACAUACUUAAUUAAGAUUUGAAUUACAUAUACAUUUGAAUCUUGCAAUAAGAUAGAAGUAUCCAAAAUUUGAUGCAAUUCAUACCAAAUUCUAUAUUUGUCAGAGGUAAUGGAUGUAUUUGUCAGAGGUAAUGGAUGAAUAACUUUGAUAUAUGGUAUUUACAGCCAGUUUUUUGUUUUAAAAGAUGUUAUAUUUUUUCUAUAAAAAAAUUGUUUGAUGAGUUUAGAACUUUAAAAUAAUAAAUAAAAGUCAGAAAUAUCAAAUAAAAUGUAAACACAAUUUUUAUUGUAUAAUUUCUUUCUUAAUAAACAUGUCAAAGACA